This is a messenger RNA of Cyprinus carpio (common carp), 798 nucleotides long. RefSeq lists its product as uncharacterized. Lineage: Eukaryota; Metazoa; Chordata; Actinopteri; Cypriniformes; Cyprinidae. Bases 103 to 798 code for a protein of 231 amino acids. The record is from RefSeq and is a predicted model, not a curated record. Gene Ontology annotation, molecular function: DNA binding. The transcript is spliced from 2 exons.
UGGAAGGUGCUGAGAGAUGCUUUUGUAAAACAUAAAAAACAAAAGCAUCCUCCCAGUGGCUCUGCAGGUGGGACAGUCAAGGAAUGGAAAUACGAGGUUGAAAUGUCGUUUCUACUGCCUCAUUUGAAUCCAAGAAGCUCAAGAUGUUCACUGGAUCCAAUACAACCACUGGAAGACACACAGGACCCCAUUGAUCUGAGCGCAAUAGAGGAAGAUGUGGGGUGCACAGCAACUCCAACAUCACAGAGGUGUAACACCCCAACCCCACCAUCUGAGCCAAUCACAUCAACACCCCACUCCCGAGCAAGUCCCACUCCAGCCCACCCCCGCAUUCAAGCUAUUCUGUCAGAGACUAGACAAAGCACCCAAUCUCAAACAAGACCUGCACGUGACAGGAGAAGACAAGUAGUUCCUGAAGUUGAGCAACAGCUACUGGACAUCAUCUCCAUUCCAACUUCAAAUGUCCCCCCUCAUGUCCCUACUGUGCAAGAGGAGAUGUACUAUUUUGCUUUGAGUUUGGUGCCUAGGCUAAAUAGGCUAUCACGUGAGGCACAGGCCCAGGCCCAAACUAAUUUUUUGACAUUUCUCACUGAACUGGAGGACAGACAGCUGGCACAGAUGAACACCCCAGGUCCUAUAAGAGGAAGCCAGUCUUCCACCUCCACUGCAUUUCACCCUUACAGCCCCACACUCCAAGCCCGGUCCCAAUAUCAUCCUGUUCCUCCCCAAGAUGACCCUCCCAGGACAUUUUUGGAGAAUCUGUCUGACCCUUUACCCCACAGCUACCACAAUUUUUAA